This is a messenger RNA of Rotaria socialis, 1353 nucleotides long. The record is from the annotation of a GenBank genome assembly. NCBI's taxonomy places the organism in Eukaryota, Metazoa, Rotifera, Eurotatoria, Philodinida, Philodinidae.
AUGGAAGUCGAGAAAAAAAACUACGACAAAAAUGAAGACAAACAAUCCAAAAUGAAAGGAUUGACUGGUUAUAUAUUAUUUUUAUUAUUUGGUAUUGGGACAUGGCUUAAUUUAAAUGGUAUAUGGAUUGAACUACCAUUAUUAAUUCCUCAAUUAUCUGAAGGAUGGGCAUUAUCAGCUCAAUUAGGAAUGGCAAGUAAUAUAGCAAAUAUAGGUCCAUUAAUAAUAGCAUUAAUUCGUCAUUUAAUUGGUAAAUCACGAUCGUAUGAAGUCCCAUCAAUAUGUGUUAUAUUUGCAGUUGGUAUAACAGUUCCGUUGAUACUUUCAUAUACAUGGUCAAUACAAACAUUAUUAUUUGGAAAAACUCGCUCUGUUUGUUUAUUAAUUCUGGGCUUUUUUCUUGCAUUAGUUAAUUGUACUUCAUCAGUAACAUAUCUUCCAUUUGUUAAUCAUUUUGAUAAGAAAUGGUUGAAUAUUUAUUUUGGUGGUGAAUCAUUAUCAUCAUUAAUUCCAGCUAUGCUUGGUCUUAUACAGGGUGUUGGUCAAGCACCAGAAUGUGUUUUAACGUCUUCAAAUCCCGCAAUAAAGGAAGCAAAAUAUCAUCCAGCUCGAUUUUCAGUUAACAUAUAUUUAAUUUGUUUAAGUAUAAUUAUGUUAAUAUCAUUUUGUGCAUUUGUUAUUCUUUGGAAAAGAGAAAAAAAAGAUACAGAAAAAAGUCCAGCUGUACAAAUAAUUAUUGGAGAAAAUGCUCAAAGUUCAUUAUUAACUUAUAAUAAUGAUGAAAUAAUUGUUAAAGAUGAAAAUGAUAAACAAGAACAUUUUACAACGAGAACAAUUGUUUAUUUGUUAAUUAUACUUUGGACAAGUAUUCUAUUAAUUGGAUGUAUUCCAUCAAUUAAUUCAUAUUCACUUAAUCCUUAUGGAGCAACAACAUUUCAUUAUGUUAUCAUUUUAUGUCAAUGUUGUUAUCCACUUGUUUCAUGCAUAGCAACUUUUUUUCCAAGUCUAUUUAAUGUAUCAACUAUUGGAAUCACUAUUUCAACUAUAUCAGGAAGUUUAGCAUGUUUUUAUAUAUUUCUAACAGCUUAUCUAUCACCAUGCUCACCUUUGGUUGAUGAAAUAAGUGGAAAAUAUAUAAUUGCAAUUGUAUGGGCAAUUGUUUAUUUAGUAUUCUAUUAUGAACGAAUUGCUCUCGGAAAUUAUUUCAAUAAUACAUCAGGUCAUCGAGGUCUAUUUUGGUAUGGACUUUUAACACAAGCUGGAGCUUUUACUGGAGCUCUCAUCAUAUUUAUAUUAACGAUUUUGGAUGUAUUUAAAGAAAGAGAUUUAUGUGCCAAUUAUAAUUGUCAUUGA